AUGUCUGACGCCCAGAAGACUGUUGAGGAGACCCCCGCGGUCGUCCCUGCCGUUGAGACUAUUGCUGAGACACCUGCUGAGGCUGCUGUUGAAGCUCCCAAGGAGACCGAGGCUGAGCCUACAGCUACUCCCGUUGUGGAGAGCACUGAGGGUGCUGAAGCUGUCAAGGAGGAAGUGAAGCCCGCUACUGAGGGCGUUCUGGGCUACAAGGCCCCUGGUCUCGUCAAGGGCUUCCGCUUCGCCAAGCGCUUCUUCUACUUCAACGAGGAGGCUGUUGAGAGCAAGAACCUCUCCGUCUUCCACCAGAACGAGAAGGCCGCUAUCGCUAACCCCACCGCCGCCUGGGCCAGCCAGACCGGCAAGGGUCUGCUUUUCUUCACCAAGCGCGCUGAAGACAAGGCCACCCCCGCUGGAAUUCUGAACCUCGCCGAUGUCUCUGAUGUGACCAAAGAGGGUACCAACGAGUUCCUUUUCAAGCUUGCUGGUCACAAGCACACCUUCCAGGCCUCCAGCGCCGCUGAGCGUGACAGCUGGGUUGUCGCCAUCGAGGCUCAGUCCACCGAAGCCAAGGCCGAGAAGGAGACUAUCAUCUCCAGCGAGGGUUACAAGGCUGAGUUCGAGAAGCUGACUAAGCCUGCCGUUGUCGUUGCCGCAGUCAAGAAGCCCGAGGAGAAGAAGGAGGAGGCCCCCAUUGUGCCCGCCGAGGCUGCCCAGGAGGAGCCCAAGGAGGAGAAGAAGGAGGAGAAGGUCACCGCCAAGAGCCGUUCCCAGUCCCGCAAGCGCACCAGCAUCUUCGGUUCUCUCCUAGGCAAGAAGGACGCUGAGGAGAAGAAGGAAGAGACUCCCGCUGCCGAGGAGACCAAGGCCGCUGAGCCUGCUGCCGAGCCCUCUGUUGAGGCUCCCGCCCCAGUUGUUGCUGAGAUCACCGAGACCGCUGCUGCCCCCACUGAGGUUGCCGAGGCUACUGCUGAGACCCCUGCUGAGGUUACCGAAGCCGCCAAGGAGGAGGUUAAGGAUGAGAAGAAGGCCGAGAAGAAGGCCAAGCGUGCUUCCAUCUUCGGAAACUUCUUCCAGAAGGUCGCCAGCCCUUCCCAAGAGAAGUCAGAGAAGGAGGCCACCGCUCCCGCUGUCGAAGAGACUCCUGUCGCCAGCACCGCUCCUCAGCUCGAAAACCCUGUUGAGGAGGCUGCUGCCAAGCCUAUUGAAGCUGAGGCCGUGACUGCCCCCGCUGAGGCUGUGGAGACCCCUGCCGCUGAGACCCCCGCAGAGGCUGUCUCCACCCCCAAGGAAAAGCGCCGUACCUCGUUCUUCGGCAACCUUGGCAUGAAGAAGGAGAAGAAGGCCGAGUCCUCUGAUAACGAGGUCACCGAUGGUGAGGGUAAGGAGACCAAGGCCAAGUCCAACAAGCUCGGCGGCCUUUUCCGCAAGCCCAGCAAGGCUGUCAAGCUCGACAAGGAGGAGGUUGCCGCCACUGAGACCGAGGCCGCUGAUGAGGCCCCCGCCGUUCCUGCCAAGGAGACUGCCACCGAGGAUGCCCCUGCUGUCAUCGAUGAGGCCCCCAAGGCCGCUGAGACUGUCCAUGAGUCUAAGAAUGUCAGUGUUGCCGCUGCCACCCCUGUUCAGGCUGCUGCAUGA
This is a messenger RNA of Penicillium vulpinum, 1635 nucleotides long. RefSeq lists its product as uncharacterized. The transcript has 3 exons. The record is from RefSeq and is a predicted model, not a curated record. Bases 1 to 1635 code for a protein of 544 amino acids. NCBI's taxonomy places the organism in Eukaryota, Fungi, Ascomycota, Eurotiomycetes, Eurotiales, Aspergillaceae.